AUGCUGUUUAAAGACAGCUCCGUCGAAGAUCAACGCCGGGCAAUGGCCCAAGCCGAGGCCGCCGGUCUCGAGCUGCUCGGCCCUUGUCCACCUCAUCUAGGCGAAGCUUGGAUCGACAUCCCGCUACCAGAUGGACAAGUGAACCGCACGAAAGUCGUUUGGCCAAAGGUAGUCGAAGGCCAGCCUUCGCCUCUGCAAGCUUCUCUUAUCGUAUACUUUCACGGGGGCGGUUUCGCCGUCGGCAGCCCAGACAUCGUCCUCGCACCCGCUCGAGGCUUCGCAUCCAUGUUUCCAACUGUCGUCGCCUGCCCGUCCCUCAAUCAACUCCCGGAGCAACCAUUCCCAGCGCCCGUACAAAUUGCCUGGGAAGUCUGCGCUUGGCUUUCUCAUGCGAAGCACUUGAACGGCGGAAUAUUGGAAGCCGAGGAUGUCAAAGUUGACCUGCAGCGUGGCUUUGUUAUUGGCGGUCUCAGCGCGGGCGGCGGUGCCGCUGCAAGUAUCGGUGGGAUAUCCGCGGCGAUUUCGGCCGGGCUGGGUGGCUUCGAUGGUCUCAGCCCCUUGAGAAGUCCCAUCACGGCGAUCUUCUCGGGCAUCCCGAUGCUCGCCACCGAGACGAUGCUGCCGCCGCGUUACAGGGAGAUGUUCAAGUCCCGUGAGGAGAACGGCGACGGUACCGGCCAGACCAGUGCAAUGGUCCGAGAACUCGAGGAGCUACUCGGCACUGCCGUCAAUACACCAUGGUUCUCGCCCAUUCACCUGGACCCAUCAAACCCGGCAAUUGCCAAGAACCAUCCGCCCAAGGUCUUCACCUAUUACACGACACUCGAUCCGUUUCGCGACGAUUGCCUGAUCUACAACAAAUGGCUUUCGGAAUUGCCGGGCGUUGAGUCUCGAACUUCGGCGGUCGAGAAUGAAAGCCACACAGCGUGGGUGUCGCUGCCGAGGCCAGAGUGUCAUAGUCGGAGGAUUAAAAAGGUCACACUCGACGGUCUUUCUUGGCUGCUUAAUGGUAGUUGGGACAAGGAGAGAUCAGAUUUGCCUAAUUAG
Messenger RNA from Colletotrichum gloeosporioides, 1047 nucleotides. RefSeq lists its product as uncharacterized. Lineage: Eukaryota; Fungi; Ascomycota; Sordariomycetes; Glomerellales; Glomerellaceae. Gene Ontology annotation, molecular function: hydrolase activity. The transcript has a single exon. The coding region runs from base 1 to 1047 and encodes 348 amino acids. The record is from RefSeq and is a predicted model, not a curated record.